This is a messenger RNA of Gaeumannomyces tritici R3-111a-1, 2047 nucleotides long. RefSeq names its product diphthine synthase. Bases 95 to 973 code for a protein of 292 amino acids. Gene Ontology annotation, biological process: protein histidyl modification to diphthamide. Lineage: Eukaryota; Fungi; Ascomycota; Sordariomycetes; Magnaporthales; Magnaporthaceae. The record is from RefSeq and is a predicted model, not a curated record. Gene Ontology annotation, molecular function: diphthine synthase activity. The transcript has 3 exons.
CUCAUCCCACCUUGAUACCCCGCGACAACUUUUUUUUGUCUGUUUUGCGACACCAUUUCCAAACUUUGCGCCUUGUUAACUUCCAAACUUCACGAUGCUAUACCUAAUAGGCCUCGGCCUCUCUGACGAGACCGAUAUCACGGUCAAAGGACUGGAAAUUGUCAAGAAAGCAUCCAGGGUCUACCUCGAGGCCUACACCAGCAUCCUCCUCGUGGACCAGCCCACUCUGGAGUCUUACUAUGGCCGCUCAAUAGAAGUCGCCGACCGCGAGAUGGUCGAGUCCAACAGCGACGCCAUCCUCCGCGGCGCAGACACCGAAGACGUCGCCUUCCUUGUGGUUGGCGAUCCGUUUGGCGCCACCACGCACACCGACCUCGUCCUGCGCGCCCGCGAGCUCAAGAUCCCCGUCCGCACGGUUCCCAACGCAUCCAUCAUGUCGGGCAUCGGCGCCUGCGGCCUGCAGCUGUACAACUUUGGCCAGACGGUCAGCAUGGUCUUCUUCACCGAGAGCUGGCGGCCGGCGAGCUUCUACGACCGCGUGGCCGAGAACCGCGGGCUCGGCCUGCACACGCUCGUGCUGCUCGACAUCAAGGUCAAGGAGCCAAACUUCGAGUCCCUCGCGCGCGGCCGCCUCGUCUACGAGCCGCCCCGCUUCAUGAGCGUCGGCACCUGCGCCCGCCAGAUGCUCGAGGUCGAGGAGGAGCACGUCAAGGCCGGCGGCGAGGGCGGCGUCUGCGGGCCCGACGCGCUCGCCGUCGGCGCUGCUAGGGUUGGUGGAAAGACGGAGAGGUUCGUCGCGGGCACCCUCAGGGAGCUGUGCGACGCCGACGACGCCCUGGGACCGCCGCUGCACAGCUUGGUGCUGCUGGGGAGCCGGACGCACGAGCUGGAGCACGACUUUGUGCGCGAGUUUGCCGUCGACAAGGAGAACUGGGACCGCAUAUGGAAAGCGAAUUACCAGCCGAGCACAUGAUUACCGAGAUAGAAGUCUUGGGAUAUGAUUGUGUUUUGAGCUAACAUACGUCAUCCAGCUCUUGUGCUCGCCAGUAUCUGGGGCCUCGGUGCGAUGCUAUCUUGCCUAUCAUACAACUAAUGACCGCCGACCUGUCCAUAUGCCCGCGAUACCAUUCUAGUUUGCCUUCCUCCACAGCUCAAUCUCGCCCACCGAGAUCUCGCGCAGCUUCUGGAUGGUCGGGGUCCUGCCCGUGAUGGCGCCCUGCGCCACGUCGGCGGCGCGGCUGACAAAGUUCUUGUUGGCGACCGAGUACGUGGCCGUGUUUGUGCGGACGCGGAUGAUGCCGAUGCGCGGGUCUUCGGCGCCGCCGUCGUGCUUGCCGUCGCCCAGGUCGCCGACCCAGGCCUUGAGGUCCUUGGAGUAGUGCUUCCGGACCAGCUCGCGGUCCGUCUCGACCGUGGCGGCGCCCGAGACCGACGCCCACUCGCCCGAGCCGUUGUAGAAGGAGAUGUUGACGUGCGGGUCGCCCGCCAGCUCGUCCGUCUUGCCCGACUCGGUGUUGGUGUGGAAGAGGAGGUCGAUGCCGCCGGUCUCCUGGUGUGCGGGAAUUUAGCCCUGUUAGUAGUCUGGCGCCACUGUGGAGAGUCUGUAGCAGGUCGACAAGCGCCCGGUGCUUACCUUUGCGGCGAGGGCCAUGCACCUCGAGACCAGGUAGCCGGACUUGGCGUCGCGCGUGGUCAUCAUGCCAUAUUUGCAGCUCGAGAUGAAGUGACUGAGAUCGUCAACCUUCUCCUUGACAGUGGCGUCGGUGUCGAGGUUCUUCGCCUUGUAGGGGUCGGCGGGCUUGUCACCCGUGGAGGUGUUGGAGAAACCGCUCGACAUUGUGGUGGUGGGUGGAGUGUUUGUUUUGGAAGACGAUGAUCUGUUUUCUGUUGUUGCUGGUGAUUCUUUUGUUGUGGGUGUGCCUGGACAGACAGGAUGGAAAGGAGAGGAUUGAGCGCCAAAGGUUUAUCCUCCCUUAAAAGUCCCAGGUCAUUCCUUCCUCUUAUUCUUCGUCCAGUGUUGCCGUUUAGUCAAUGGUCUCGCCGCUUG